Morus notabilis is the source of this 556-nucleotide messenger RNA. RefSeq lists its product as uncharacterized. The transcript has 2 exons. Lineage: Eukaryota; Viridiplantae; Streptophyta; Magnoliopsida; Rosales; Moraceae. The record is from RefSeq and is a predicted model, not a curated record. The coding region runs from base 6 to 404 and encodes 132 amino acids.
ACCCAAUGAGUAAUUGCCAACAAGCGUUCAUGUAUCUAGACCCCACUUACGGUGAGUUCAUGAAUGCAUUGAAGGAUAAAGCAGACCAAAGAAGUUCUGAUUUUGAUGAAAAUGAGAAGAGUGGGUUCGAUCCAACUGCUACAGCCUCUUUUUCCUUUUAUUUGUACAAGGAUAGUGACGAUGGAAAUGUGGAGAGAGACGUAAAUCAUAAUGGAAAAGUUGUGAAGUGCGGGGUCCACCUCUUAUAUACCUACGAGACAAAGAGAUUUAAAUCCAAUCAAGAGGAAGAGAAGCCAUUUAUUUUGAAUCCAAUCAUGAAGAAGGCGAGGAACCACUCCCUAAGAGAAUUAGGGUAUAAAAAAAAAUUCACGUUUGCCCUGUCAUAUGCAAGAUCAUGUUAUUGAAGUGGCGUUAAAAAUUGUUGUUGCUGAUCAUCCCUCUGCGUGUGUUGAUUGGGCUUAAUUGGGCUCCUCUGAGUGUUGUGGGCUUGUUGGCUACAGUUGAUGUAAGGUAGAAUGCCGUAAUAAAUAGUAUAUUUAAAACUAUUUAAAAUAAA